Messenger RNA from Salvia miltiorrhiza (redroot sage), 2240 nucleotides. RefSeq names its product BTB/POZ and MATH domain-containing protein 4. The transcript is spliced from 4 exons. Gene Ontology annotation, biological process: protein ubiquitination. NCBI's taxonomy places the organism in Eukaryota, Viridiplantae, Streptophyta, Magnoliopsida, Lamiales, Lamiaceae. Gene Ontology annotation, molecular function: protein binding. The coding region runs from base 236 to 1297 and encodes 353 amino acids. The record is from RefSeq and is a predicted model, not a curated record.
GGGUGGCCAAUAAGCCGGCGGCUGACGAAAUUCAAUAAUCGCCCCCCACCCAUAAUUCCGACAACCAGAGAAAAAGAAAAUACCAAAAAAUCAAAAAAAUCACAAAUCCCCAAAAACAAUUUGAAUAAGAAAACCCUAAUUCGCUUUCCCCCUCUCUCGUCUCCACCCUCCCAAUUCAUCGCUGAAUACACACGCGACGCGUUUCGCCUGAUUGUCACAACCGGAAAUCAAGAAAAUGGCGGAGACGCCGGAUAGGACGCCGAACUCUGCAUCGCCGACGCGUUCGAGUUCGGUGACAGAGACGGUGAACGGGUCGCACCGGUUCGUGAUACAGGGCUACUCUCUGGCGAAAGGCAUGGGCGUCGGGAAACACAUAGCGAGCGAAGAAUUCACGGUGGGAGGGUACAAAUGGGCGAUUUAUUUCUACCCCGACGGGAAGAACCCCGAGGAUAAUUCGACCUACGUGUCGGUGUUCAUUGCGCUGGCGAGCGAGGGUACGGAUGUGCGGGCGCUGUUCGAGCUCACGCUCAUGGAUCAGAGCGGGAAAGGGAAGCAUAAGGUGCAUAGCCAUUUCGAUAGGUCGCUCGAGAGCGGGCCCUAUACGCUUAAAUACCGCGGUAGCAUGUGGGGAUACAAGCGCUUUUUCAGGAGAGCUAUGCUUGAAACAUCAGAUUACCUUCGAGAUGAUUGCUUGAAGAUCAACUGUACUGUUGGAGUAGUUGUUUCGGCUAUUGAUUGUUCUAGGUUACACUCUAUUCAGGUUCCAGACUCUGAUAUUGGGUCAGACAUUGGCAUGCUUUUAGAGAACAUGGAAGGUUCUGAUAUCACAUUUAAUGUAUCUGGGGAGAAAUUCCAUGCCCACAAGUUGGUAUUAGCUGCUCGUUCCCCCAAAUUUCGGUCUGAACUCCUUGAAGGAGUGGAUACUGAAGUGGAAGAGGUUAUGGUACCGGACAUGGAACCUAAAGUUUUUAAGGCGCUGCUGCACUUUAUCUACAGAGAUGCCUUGGCUGAAAAUGAGCUGAUGGCAUCUAGUUCUUGUUCUACUCCUUUGGUAGCUGACACCUUAACCGCAAAAUUGCUGGCUGCAGCUGAUCAUUAUGACUUAGAAAGACUCAAAAGGAUAUGUGAAUCUCAUAUGUGCAAAGAUAUAUCUGUAAAUUCAGUUACACAAGUACUUUCUUUGGCAGAUCGUUAUCAUGCUGCAGAAUUGAAAGAUGUCUGCCUUAAAUUUGCUGCUGAGAACCUAGCAGCCUCAACAUGUUUUGAAGUUCUAUUACAUGGUGCCAAUAGACCUUAGAUGGUAAUGUGCUUUUCCCAGCUGGAUUUUUUUAUUACAUAUGUUUGUUCUUCUUACAAUAGCAUCCUAACUUGGAGGAAACAUGAUUCUCCUUAGGUGUUGGUCUCAAGAGAUCUGUGUAAAAUUGGCCAAUGGCCGAGCUAGUUGUUGGUUUUUGUUCGGGGCGUAAAGUAAAACAUUAGAUGAUGUAACAGUAACACUAAUGUAUUUAUCUAUUUCUCAAGAAACAAGAUAAUGUAAAGUAAAAUAUAAUAUGAUAAUAUCGAUUAAUUCUGCUUUAUAUUUUUUGUCCUUACCUACUUAAUAUUUUUUACUCUACAUUGCGGAUGAUAUACUAUCUUCUUUGUCCAUGCUCUUUCAGUUUGCAUCUUAUUUUACGCAACUAGUAACACUUGGGGAAGCGAUGUGUGAUCUUGUUGUUCUGAGGCCACUCGACCAGCUAGAAUUUGUAGCCUGUUAGGAUUGCACAAACUAGCAUGUAUUCUGUAUUUUAGUUUUGUAUAUUGAUUCACUGCGAUAUACAUCUUCCAUGACUCGUUUUGCAGCUGUCAUGCGUUCGGAUGGUUUUGAAUAUCUUAAAGAAAAUUGCCCAUCUCUACAGUCUGAGCUUUUGAAGACGGUGGCUGGCUGUGAUGAAGACUGCAGCAACGGUGGUGGCAAGUCCGGGAGUGUGUGGGCUCAGCUCUCGGAUGGCGGUGACAACAGCGGCCGGAGGGUUAGGCAACGAACUUGAUUUUGGAAGUAGUUGACUGAUAGCUAACGAGCAAACAAUAUUUCGUGUAACAAUUGUAAUUAGCAAGAAAUGUGUGUUGUAUUUUAUUCAGAAAAUUAUGGUGACAGCAGUUGCUACCUUUUUACUGUAUGUCUCGUGUAGUUUGUCUGUAAAAGAAUGUUGUAGCUCAUUGUGCUUUGAUAAAAAAUUCAAAACAACAUUUUGAAGUAA